ACAUGAACAACCCUCAUACAUUUUCCCGCGCCUUUUACUCCCCUCUCUCUAUUCUGCUAUCCAACAAGCUCAAGUGGCAUUUGCUAUGUAUACCAUGUUAGCGCGAAUGUAGAAAGCUUGCUUAGACAGCUAUGUCUUCUUCCUCUGAAAGCAUACACCGAUACACUUUUCCGUUGUUUUGGUACAGAAUUAGAGAGACGAUUUCACCCACCAUCUCAAACCACCUGCCAGUCUUCUCCGCAAUUGCAGUAUUUAGGAGUUUCCUUUCCAGAGAACCAUCCCUUGGAAAUUAGUGCUUUUCUUAGGUUUCGACGGCCGACCAUCGCCCGCUGAGCACUGAGUCAGAAGAGAUAUUUCUCACAAGUGCUGGACUCGAGGACCCAUAAUUCAUUCUUCACAAAGUUCACAUGACGUCGCUGGUUUUUUGGAGAUCACCUGGUCAAGAGAGAAACGAUGCGAAUUAGACAUUUCAUGGAUAACAAGCACGUAGGGAGAGACGAGGAUAUUCUCGCUGUGGCAGAGCUCGAGCCGUAUAAUGGAACAGAUAUGUCGAGGGGCAGCAACGCGCAGACGACAUCACAGAGCGAAUUCACUUUGCAGAAAAUUCGCUGCAACGACGGCGAUGCUUUUUCUCUACCUGAGGUCAAUGCGAACUCCCCUUUUUCCACAUCUUCAGUAGACGACCGGAGUCACGCACGUUCGUUGUGCGAACGCUCAACUGGCGACCUAGAAAGACGUGCGCUGCGUCCGGAUGGAGGCGACGGAAUCGCCGGCGGCCAUCCAACAACAGAAUUUGAUUUACGGAGACGAAUUGGAGGGAAUGAAGUAGAUAUGUUAUGUCAUAGGUUUGCUGGUAUCGACGAGGAUGAUUUUGUUGGAGCUGCUUCCGACUCGGAGCCCCAGGGCAACGAUAAGGAUGACAUUUUGAUGGGCGCUUGUAGCAGCAGCUGCAGUAGCAUCAGUGACUGCGGAAUGGCCACCGUUGGGGUGAUUUCUACAACCAGCUCCCGGCGAACACUUGGCCAGAUUCGAGAGAGCCUGGAACAAAAAGUAAAACGUUUGAGGGCUGAAAAGGAGGCGGUGGACGAGAAAAUUCGCCUGGCGCAGGAAGAAGAAGAAAUCAGAGUGCGAGAGAAGGUCAAAAUUCGCGGGAAAGUAAUCAUUCAAAGGAAAGAUCGACUGAGAAAAUUGGUGUGUGAUUUGAAAGGCCAGUUGGAUGACCACAGUCAGAGACUACAGAAUGCCUACAGCACACUUCUUUUGCUACAGAGGACUAUCUUUAGAAGUAGGAGCUUUUGCAGGAGGCGAAUCAAGCAGAGACCUGGUUUGGCAGAGGCGCCGUUUUGAAAAUGAAUCUCAACUACAUAGCCUUUCUGAAUGCUUAGCAGGGGGACUUUGUACUAACUCGUAUACCCGUACGAAAAAAAGUAUGCUAUAGGAUUGGCUUUCAUUUUUAUUGGCCAUUUAUAAUUAUGAUUCUUAUUUAGCCAAGGUAGCCAGUUCAGCUAUUAGCUGAUCUUCCAGCGGGCCCUGCACAUUAUUAUUGCCAUUCUCCAUUCUAAAACUUCGAGCUUGCGACAAGAAGGCGGAGGGCCAGUUUCUGAAGUCUUUGAUGACUCGGCCGGCCGGGAAUUGAACCCACGAUUUCCUGUUCACGAUGCGGGCGCUCUACCACUGAGCCACCAUGUUCGAUUAUUGUUAUCACAAGUCCCGUGUUUUCAAUUUCAUUGUCUAUCUCGCCUGCAUAUUUAUCAUCAGAGCGAGACUAUCGGUGCUGCUUUCACUCCUGUCGCGGCGUCGUCAACGCCAACAUUCCCGACCUUUCGUUUGAGGACGCGCACGCUUAUUUACGAUGGUAGUUGAUUUUGGAAGGGACUUUUUG
Molecule: messenger RNA, 1882 nt
Organism: Lytechinus variegatus (green sea urchin)
Lineage: Eukaryota; Metazoa; Echinodermata; Echinoidea; Temnopleuroida; Toxopneustidae
Exons: 2
Coding region: 454-1347 (297 amino acids)
Source: RefSeq, a predicted model, not a curated record